GUCAAACAGGUUUCGCACUUCCUGGUGGUUUGACAACAGUUCGUCUCAGAGAAAACAAACAUGUCGGGUUUCUCCUCCGCGUGAAGCUGCUGCUCGUGGCUGUCAAACCGCUGCAGACCCGCGAGACUCCGCGGCAAACAGAAGGGGGAACCGGGAGCUAACGUGCUAAUGUGCUAAUGGACGUGUUGUUGCGCGUUUUGCCUCCAGACGUCGUUUCGCGUUCAGCUUCAGCGGCGGAGACGAGUGCUGACAUGUAGCUAAUGUGGAGUUUUUCUGAGAAGCAUCCUCGUCUCCUCCAGGUGUAGCAGUGUGGUUGUGUGUGUGUGUAGCUGUGUGGUUGUGUGUGUGUGUGUAGCUGUGUAGCUGUGUGUGUGUGUGUGUGUGUGAGAGAGCUCAGAGAAGAAGAAGGCCUCCGCUGUGUUGUGUGUUUGUUGUCUUCUUCUUCACUACGUUAGCAAACUGCUGGGGGGGGUUUGCGCUCAGUCGUUUUUUUUUUUAUUUUUCGAGAUAAGAGGAGCGCGACGUGACCAUGAGUUUCUUCAGCUUCGGACAAAGUGCAGAGAUCGACGUGGUGCUGAAUGACGCCGAGACGAGGAAGAAAGCCGAGCACAAGACCGAGGACGGGAAGAAGGACAAGUACUUUCUCUUCUACGAUGGAGAGACCGUGAGUGGGAGGGUGAACGUCACGCUGAAGAGUCCCGGGAAGAGGCUGGAGCACCAGGGCAUCAAGAUCGAGUUCGUUGGUCAAAUAGAGCUGUAUUACGACAGAGGAAACCAUCAUGAGUUUGUUUCGCUGGUGAAAGAUCUUGCGAGACCUGGUGAAAUAACUCAGUCGCAGACCUUCGACUUUGAGUUCACUCAUGUUGAGAAACCUUACGAGUCCUACACAGGCCAGAAUGUCAAGCUAAGAUAUUUCCUUCGUGCCACAGUGACUAGAAGACUAAAUGACAUCAGUAAAGAGAUGGACAUCGUGGUCCACACACUGAGCACUUACCCCGAACUCAACUCCUCCAUUAAGAUGGAGGUUGGAAUCGAAGAUUGUCUCCACAUCGAGUUUGAGUAUAAUAAAUCCAAGUACCAUCUGAAAGAUGUAAUUGUCGGAAAAAUCUAUUUCCUGUUGGUGAGGAUUAAGAUAAAGCACAUGGAGAUUGAUAUAAUCAAACGUGAGACAACAGGCACCGGCCCAAGUGUAUACCAUGAAAAUGACACUAUUGCCAAGUAUGAGAUAAUGGACGGCGCUCCGGUCAGGGGGGAAUCCAUUCCCAUCCGGUUAUUUCUGGCUGGUUAUGAUCUGACUCCCACGAUGCGAGACAUCAACAAGAAGUUCUCCGUGCGCUACUACCUGAACCUGGUGUUGAUCGAUGAGGAGGAACGACGCUACUUCAAACAGCAGGAAAUCACACUGUGGAGGAAAGGCGAUGUGGUCAGGAAAAGCAUGUCCCACCAGGCCGCCAUCGCCUCUCAGCGGUUCGAGGGCUCGGCGGCUUCAGAGAGCGCCCUGGAACAGGCGGCGAGGGAGGAGAGCGGGUAGAGCCGCCGAACCUCCUGUCUCCUCACACAAGACUCAUCAGCGUCUGCGUCGGAGAAGUGAAGGCACCCGUCAACCUGUACAUCAUCUCGUCAAGCAGCUGUUUUAUUGGGGAGGAAGAAGGGAGACAGACAUGUGACCAAUGAAACCGUUUGCAUGAGGCAUUAAAGUGGCGUCAGGCGGCCGGUCUUCACGUUCCUCAUUAAUACUUUCCUUUUUCUUUAUGGGAAUCAAACUAAUCACCUGUCGCGAUGUCCACUGUGUAAAAUGUUUCAUGUGAAGUUCAUGGAUUUUUAAGCCUUUUGUUACAUUUUCACGCUUUUUGGGGAUAAAAUUAUUUAUUUGUCUCUUAAUUAAUGCAACUUAAAUGUCAGGAGUUUCCAUCUAAAUGUGGCCGACAUUCCAUGUGUAAUAAACACAUUCCUAACAAUGCUAUUAGGUCAAGAUAUCUGAGAUAACUUUGCACUGCUAUGUCUUGCUGAACACCUUUAUCUCUUUGGGUUUGUGUUUGUGUGUUUGCAUAAAAAUAACCGUGGAAGUGGAAACUGGAAUCUUUUUAUUUUAACGUAUUUUCCAACACAUUUUUAAAAAUAACCUGUACAUAAGACCAGAUGAAUCCUGUUACCCUGUGCUAGGUUGUGUACACUGCUUCUACAGUACACGGUGCCACAAAAUGACCGUUCAUGUCCAUGUGCUUACCUCAGCAUUCCAGUGGUGUUAGGUAAAGAGUGUCACAGUGUUUGUAUUCAGAUCUGAUAGUAUGAAGUCCUCUUUAUCAUCUUUGUUAGAGACUUGAAAUUUGUGCCUCAGUGUAUCAAGCAAAUUAAAUCCUCCUGCCUCUAACAUGAUUUUAGUAUUUUAACCCAAGAGAAGUUACAGUAGAAUGAUCUAUCUUUUGCAAAAAUGCUAAUCUCUUACUCCUUGUCCCCAGAAGUCAAAUAAAUUGAUGCCAAAUGGAAAAACCUCAGAGUCUGUAUUGUUGAAGUAAAUGAAUGUGUUGAUGUGGUUAUGAAAAGACAUGGACAAAAUAAUAAAAAUAUCACGUGAA
Messenger RNA from Hippoglossus stenolepis (Pacific halibut), 2576 nucleotides. RefSeq names its product vacuolar protein sorting-associated protein 26B-like. The transcript is spliced from 6 exons. Gene Ontology annotation, biological process: intracellular protein transport; retrograde transport, endosome to Golgi. The record is from RefSeq and is a predicted model, not a curated record. The coding region runs from base 530 to 1531 and encodes 333 amino acids. Lineage: Eukaryota; Metazoa; Chordata; Actinopteri; Pleuronectiformes; Pleuronectidae. Gene Ontology annotation, cellular component: retromer complex; endosome.